AUGAGUUUCGAAAAUUAUGACCCUUGUUUCCCUGACCAGCCAGUGGUUGAUCGGUACCUUCCGGUGUGGGCUAACCUGCCUUCUUUUCAGUCCAAACCGGCAUUUGUUUGGGUUGAGGAUGGUUCAUCUGGUUUGUUGGAAGGCUCGAGCCUCACCUAUGAGGAGCUAAACCAUUCGGUCCAAUUGAUUUCAACGCAACUUCUUAUUUCCCUUCAAAGAGGGGACACUAUCAUCAUCUUAUGCUCACCAGGGCUUCAACUCGUUGAAAUCUUGUUUGGAUGUCAACGAGCUGGCCUUUUGGCUGUUCCCAUUGUCCCUCCUAAACCAACAUUUUCAAACAAUGAUCAUCACCACCUUAUUCGUGUUCUUUCCCAAACAAGGCCUAAAUUUGCUAUUGCGAAUGGGCCAUACGUAAAAUCCGUCCGAAAAUACAUCAAAAACUCUAAACCAGAAAACCCCAUUGCUCAUCUUUUGAAUAAUCUCACAUGGAUAUCUACGGAUAACCUUCGGGUGGAGAAAAAUGUAAGCUCAAAAAAGAACUUACAUUCUUCCUACACCGGUUGCAAACCAGAGGAGGUGUACUUAAUUCAGUACACCUCUGGUGCAACCGGGAUCCCUAAACCAGUUCUAGUAACUGCGGAAUCUGCUGCUCAUAAUGUCAGAACAGCUAGAAAGUCAUACGAUCUUCACCCAAAUAGCAUCAUAACCUCAUGGUUACCGCAAUACCAUGAUUGUGGGCUAAUGUUUCUCUUAUUAACUAUCGUUUCGGGUGCAACUUGUGUCUUGACCUCACCCGAUGCAUUCAUCAAGCGGCCUAGGCUAUGGCUCGAGAUGAUAUCUGAGUUCAAGGCCACUUGUACUCCGGUUCCUUCGUUCACCCUGCCUCUUGUUCUCAAACGGGGCGGAGUGGAUGAAGGAACCCUUCCUAUCAACUUAGCCACAAUGAAAAACUUGAUAAUUAUCAAUGAGCCAAUUUACUAUGAGGCCAUAGAAGAUUUCUUGGAAGGGUUUAAGCCAUUUGGCUUGAACCCUUCUUCCAUUUGUCCGUCCUAUGGAUUGGCGGAGAACUGCACAUUCGUAUCCACAUCAUGGAGACAAGGAUGCAAACACGCAUUCCCUGUGUACAAGAAACUCUUACCUAGUGCGAGGCUUGGCACAAGUGAAACAAAAGCAGACGAAGAAUCAAUUGAGAUUCUAAUUGUUCACGAGGACUCACAUGAGCUAGUCGAAGAUGGGAUCGAAGGUGAGAUAUGGGUUUCGUCUCCAAGCAAUGCCUCGGGCUACUUAGGCCACCCUUCUUUAACUCAACAAGUUUUUCAAAGCAGAGUCAAGAGACCGUUUAGCCACAAGUUCUUCAUUCGAACAGGAGAUCGAGGAGUUGUUAUCGGUACCAAAAGAUUUCUUUUUGUAACAGGCCGAUGUUCGGACAUCAUAAGGGUUAAAAACGGGAUCGAAAUUCAUCCACAUUAUUUGGAAACUUUAGCCUACGACUCUUGUCGUCGGUUUCUAAGAGGUGGGUGCAUCUCAGCCUUUAUGAUUCCAAGAAACACUGUGGCAAUUGUGGCGGAGAUGCAACGAAGUGAUUGGAAAGAUGAGGUUUUCUUGAAAAGAGUAUGUGAAGGAAUAAGAUGUUUGGUGAAGAAGGAUGUGGGGAUUGAUGUAGGAUUGAUUGCUCUUGUUAAGAGUGGGGAAGUCUGGAAAACAACAUCAGGAAAGAUACAGAGAUCUGUCGCAAAAGAUCGGUUCUUAAGUGGUAAAAUGAAUAUAUUGAUGGAAAUGGGGUACGAAGAAAUGGGCUUCAAGAAAUCUUUGGGGAAAGCUAAGAAUAAAGGAAAAAUAAAGGUGGUAGAAUCGAUAUUAUCUUCUCUGUAG
This is a messenger RNA of Lactuca sativa (garden lettuce), 1872 nucleotides long. RefSeq lists its product as uncharacterized. The record is from RefSeq and is a predicted model, not a curated record. NCBI's taxonomy places the organism in Eukaryota, Viridiplantae, Streptophyta, Magnoliopsida, Asterales, Asteraceae.